AUGUCACAAAUACACAAACUGUUUUUGUCAGAAGAUUAUCGUAAGGACUUAACCAUUGCCUUUGGAGUUGAAUGGAAUGAAAUUACCGAUGGACAACAGACUCUUGUUACACAAUUGGUAUUCCGAUUGUACCAAAUUUUGAUCUUUGAAGUAGAGAAGCAAAUUAAAAAGUCAGAAACAGAACCGAUUGAGUUCAAUGUGGUAGAAAUGAAUGGAGUUGGAUUGGUGAAAGUGUGUUAUGUUGGUGCGUGGGCAGUUCGCAUAUGUCUCAACGAAGGUCGAAAGUAUGCUAUGGCCAACAAGAAUUCGGAAACCAAUAAUAUGCGAGAAAGGUUGGAAAGGGAAAUGUUGGAUCUUUUGGAAAACAACAUAAUAUUUUUCAUGCUUUUAGAAGAGGAAUGA
Molecule: messenger RNA, 402 nt
Organism: Paramuricea clavata
Lineage: Eukaryota; Metazoa; Cnidaria; Anthozoa; Malacalcyonacea; Plexauridae
Source: the annotation of a GenBank genome assembly